AGCAGGGCAAAGAGGAGCUGGGGAGAACAAGACGUUAGCGCUGACACUCAUUUCAACAUGACAGGCCUACACGGAUUCGAGGGGGAAAACUAUUACAUCCCCAUGCACAACCGCACCGGGCUGGUCCGCGACCCGUUCUUGUACGAGCAGUACUAUUUAGCAGAUCCGUGGCAGUUCAGACUGCUGGCCGUCUACAUGUUCGUUCUGAUUAUCUUAGGUUUCCCCAUCAACACCCUGACACUCUUGGUCACGGCGCAGCACAAGAAGCUCCGCCAGCCACUUAACUUCAUCCUGGUGAACCUGGCGCUUGCCGGCUUAAUUAUGGUCUUAUUCGGCUUCACCAUCGCAAUCAGUUCAGCGGUCAACGGCUACUUUUAUUUCGGGCCGACCGCAUGCGCGAUCGAAGGCUUCAUGGCGACUUUAGGAGGUGAGGUGUCGCUGUGGUCGUUAGUUGUACUGGCUGUAGAACGAUAUAUUGUCGUGUGUAAGCCAAUGGGAAGCUUUAAAUUCUCAGCCACACAUGCAAUUGGAGGAAUCGGGUUUACCUGGUUCAUGGCCAUGACCUGUGCUGGUCCUCCUCUUGUUGGCUGGUCCAGGUACAUUCCUGAAGGUCUGCAGUGUUCAUGCGGUCCAGACUACUACACGCUCAACCCGAAAUACAACAACGAGUCAUACGUUAUGUACAUGUUCAUCGUUCACUUCACCGUCCCCGUCACCAUCAUCUUCUUCACCUACGGCCGGCUCGUGUGCACCGUCAAAGCGGCCGCAGCCGCUCAGCAGGAAUCGGCCUCCACUCAGAAGGCGGAGAAGGAAGUGACACGGAUGGUCAUCCUGAUGGUGGUGGGCUUCCUGGUGGCGUGGGUUCCUUACGCCAGUGUCGCAGCCUGGAUCUUUUUCAACAAAGGCGUGGCCUUCAGUGCACAGUUUAUGGCCGUUCCUGCCUUCUUCUCCAAGAGCUCGGCUAUCUUCAACCCCAUCAUUUACGUGCUGCUCAACAAACAGUUUCGGAACUGCAUGCUAACGACCCUCUUCUGUGGCAAGAACCCACUGGGAGAUGAAGAGACCUCAACAACGUCCACCAGCAAGACAGAGGUGUCCAGCGUGUCCCCGGCAUAGACGCUCCUCUCCUCCUCCUCUUGAACCCCCUUGUUUUUUUUUUUUUCAGGUUAUUUUUUUUGGCUUUUUGUCCUUAUUUCCUGUAAAUAUUUUUAUAUCUACAAUGCAUAAAAAAGACAAAAAAUGAUGAUGUGAAUGUAAUAAAUACUGCAUUUUAAAAAACGACUGAACGCUGCC
Silurus meridionalis is the source of this 1293-nucleotide messenger RNA. RefSeq names its product green-sensitive opsin-3. NCBI's taxonomy places the organism in Eukaryota, Metazoa, Chordata, Actinopteri, Siluriformes, Siluridae. Gene Ontology annotation, biological process: G protein-coupled receptor signaling pathway; visual perception; phototransduction. Gene Ontology annotation, cellular component: photoreceptor outer segment; membrane. The record is from RefSeq and is a predicted model, not a curated record. The transcript has 5 exons. The coding region runs from base 58 to 1116 and encodes 352 amino acids. Gene Ontology annotation, molecular function: G protein-coupled receptor activity.